UUUCUCAAAAAAAAUCUCGCUCUGAAUAUCUUUCAAUCUCCCAAUUUUUCUUCCUAAAUCGUAUAAUUUUCCGUUUACUUUUUUCUUAUCUAAUAAUCUAGUUCUUGCUUUUCUUUCUUUCUUUCUUUUUUCUCGUAAUCAAAUGGCUGAAAUGGGCAUGGAGAGUUCCGCUCUGGUCGUUCUUGAUAAAGAUCCAACGGUGGAGAAUUGCGGAUCAAAGCCUUCUCCGAACUCACACACUGAACUUUUGGAAGAGCAUACCGACUCCAUGGAUGAAGAUACUAUAUCCAGCAUGAACCAAGAAAUAUCUCCAGAUCAGGGGCCAACUCUUCCGAUAUUACAGAAAGUUAUUAAUUUGAGUAACCGUGUUCAGAAUUUGAAGAAAGAGCAUGAAAUUCUGUCUAAUCAAGUUAAGUCUUUUCCUGGUCCUGAUGUUGUGGGAACUCUUCAGCUUCUCAAUAAUGAAUAUGAACUUCUGAAGAAGAAAUACCUAGAAGAGUCAUCAGAGAGGAAGAUCCUUUACAACGAAGUGAUUGAGCUUAAAGGAAACAUCAGAGUUUUCUGCAGAUGUAGACCUCUAAGCCAAGUUGAAAUCUCGAAUGGUUCCUCUUCUGUGGUUGAAUUUGACUCAUCUCAGGAUGCUGAGCUGCAAAUAAUAUCUUCUGAUUCUUCCAAGAAACAAUUCAAGUUUGAUCAUGUAUUUAGGCCUGAGGAUGGCCAAGACAUUGUAUUUGCACGUACUAAACCCAUAGUCACUUCUGUGUUGGAUGGUUAUAAUGUUUGCAUUUUUGCACAUGGGCAAACUGGAACUGGGAAAACAUUUACUAUGGAGGGAACACCGGAAAAUAGAGGAGUUAAUUACAAGACAUUGGAGGAGUUGUUUCGUAUUGCUGGAGAGAGAGGUGGUGUGAUGAAAUAUGAACUGUUUGUCAGCAUGAUGGAGGUCUACAACGAAAAGAUAAGGGACCUUCUAGGAGAAAACUCCAACCAGCCUACUAAAAGGUUGGAUAUCAAGCAAGCAGCAGAUGGAACACAAGAAGUUCCAGGAGUUGUCGAAGCUAGUGUUUACAAUACAGAGGAAGUUUGGGAGCUGCUAAAAUCUGGAAACAAGGUCAGAUCAGUUGGAGCUACCAACGCUAAUGAGAUGAGCAGUCGUUCUCACUGCUUGUUACGUGUAACUGUAAGGGGAACAAAUUUGAUGAAUGGCCAAAAGACUAGGAGUCACCUAUGGCUGGUAGAUUUGGCUGGCAGUGAGCGUGUUGGGAAGAUUGAAGUUGAAGGUGAAAGAUUGAAGGAAUCCCAGUUCAUAAAUAAAUCUCUCUCAGCGCUUGGUGAUGUAAUUUCCGCCCUGGCAUCCAAAACGUCCCAUAUUCCUUACAGGAACUCAAAGCUCACACAUAUGUUACAGAGCUCUCUAGGAGGAGAUUGCAAGACCGUGAUGUUUGUACAGAUCAGCCCAUCUAGUUUGGACCUUGGGGAGACCCUCUGUUCACUGAAUUUUGCUAGCCGAGUUAGGGGGAUUGAAAGUGGUCCAGCCCGCAAACAGGUGGACCUUACUGAGCUCUACAAGUAUAAGCAAAUGGCAGAAAAGUUGAAACAUGAUGACCGGGAAACAAAGAAGUUGCAGGAUAAUGUGCAAUCCUUGCAGCUGAGACUUUCUGCCAGAGAACAUAUAUGCAAAAGUCUCCAAGAAAAGGUUCGUGACCUAGAAAAUCAGCUAGCGGAGGAACGGAAGACCCGGUUAAAGCAGGAAACCAGAGCUUUUGCUUCUUCGUCUUCUGCUGCUUCUACUAGACCACCUCUUAGAAAAGCAGCAGAGAAAAAACCGCCACUUGGUCCAUCGAAAGCGAGGUUACCACUGCGAAGAAUCGGCAACUUCGUACCCCCAGCAUCACCUUUGGCCACCAUCAAAAAGACAUCUAGAAUGUCGAUGGUAGCAUCAUCAAACGACAAAGAAAACCACUCUGAAACCGCGAUGGCAAACAGAAAAAACCUUUUGAAACCAAGACGUUCUUCCAUUGCCAUCAAACCUCCAAUAGCCAAUACUCAAGUUCUUCAGCCUAAAAGGCGGGUAUCCAUCGCUACCUUCCGUCCAGAUUUGCACACGACAACACCACUCCACAAGUCAGCUUCCGGUUUCAACAAUGGUACAAUGGACAGACCAUCAUUAGCGAGGGAUGCCCGGAAGGCAAGGUAUUCAAGGUUGUUUUCUCCAUUGCCAGGGUUUAGGAAUCCAUCAGAGACAUCACCUACAGCCAUGAGAAGCAGCAGCAAGUUCAUGGGGAGCCCUCCGGCCGCGCAGGCGGGUUCAUGGAAGCCAAGGCAUCCGACCGUUGUUGCUUUGCAACGGAAAUCGUUGGUGUGGAGUCCGCUCAAGUUAAAAGGUAUUCAAAGUAGUUAACAGGAAGUCGUCGUUUUUGCCUUUGCGACCUUCUUCCGAGAAGCAAUGAAGGUUCGAAUUCGAAUCUGCAUUGCAGCUCCUAUUGACAGAUUGAUUACCAAAGUGAA
This is a messenger RNA of Hibiscus syriacus, 2508 nucleotides long. Its product is annotated as kinesin-like protein KIN-14S. The transcript is spliced from 12 exons. Lineage: Eukaryota; Viridiplantae; Streptophyta; Magnoliopsida; Malvales; Malvaceae. Gene Ontology annotation, biological process: microtubule-based movement. The coding region runs from base 143 to 2401 and encodes 752 amino acids. The record is from RefSeq and is a predicted model, not a curated record. Gene Ontology annotation, molecular function: ATP binding; microtubule binding; microtubule motor activity.